Aethalodelphis obliquidens (Pacific white-sided dolphin) is the source of this 7760-nucleotide messenger RNA. RefSeq names its product pleckstrin homology domain containing A8 (gene PLEKHA8). The coding region runs from base 356 to 1675 and encodes 439 amino acids. Gene Ontology annotation, biological process: intermembrane lipid transfer; ceramide transport. Gene Ontology annotation, molecular function: ceramide 1-phosphate transfer activity; ceramide 1-phosphate binding. The record is from RefSeq and is a predicted model, not a curated record. The transcript is spliced from 13 exons. NCBI's taxonomy places the organism in Eukaryota, Metazoa, Chordata, Mammalia, Artiodactyla, Delphinidae. Gene Ontology annotation, cellular component: membrane; cytoplasm; cytosol.
ACUCAGGUAGAGCGUCGUGGCGCCGCCAGCAACCAGCUCCUUCACUCGGGACAUUUGGGUGGCUUCAGCCGCCCCUCGGACCCACCCAGUGCCUUGACCUCCUUGAGGACAGCGCGCCGGGCCCGCCGCGCCGGGCCACCGGCCGGCUGCGUCCUCACGUGCGGAGGCCGUCACAGUGACCCCGCCCCCGGGCCCGGGAUGUGAGGCCCGCAGGGUGUCCCCGCACCGGGCCUAGGCGCCGGGAGUGGCCGGCUCGGCAGCGCCGGGCAAUGGCCCUGCUGCCGGUGCUCCUCGCCUCCUGGGGCCUGGGGCAGUGAGGGGGCCGGCAGGCGAGGGCAAGGUGGCCGCGGGCGCCAUGGAGGGGGUGCUGUACAAGUGGACCAACUAUCUGAGCGGUUGGCAGCCUCGGUGGUUCCUUCUCUGUGGGGGAAUAUUAUCUUAUUAUGAUUCUCCUGAAGAUGCUUGGAAAGGUUGCAAAGGGAGCAUUCAGAUGGCGGUGUGUGAAAUUCAAGUUCAUUCUGUAGAUAACACACGCAUGGACCUGAUAAUCCCUGGGGAACAAUAUUUCUACCUGAAGGCCAGAAGUGUGGCUGAGAGACAACGGUGGCUGGUAGCCUUGGGGUCAGCCAAGGCUUGCCUGACAGACAGUAGGACGCAGAAAGAAAAAGAGUUUGCUGAAAACACUGAUAACUUGAAAACUAAAAUGUCGGAACUAAGACUCUACUGUGAUCUCCUUGUUCAGCAAGUAGAUAAAACAAAAGAAGUGACCGCAACUGGUGUGUCCAAUUCUGAGGAGGGAAUUGAUGUGGGAACUCUGCUGAAAUCAACCUGCAAUACUUUUCUGAAGACGUUGGAAGAAUGCAUGCAGAUCGCAAACGCAGCCUUCACUUCUGAGCUGCUCUAUCGCACUCCCCCAGGAUCACCUCAGCUGGCCAUGCUCAAGUCCAACAAGGUAACAGACCAGAUGAAACAUCCUAUUGUACCAAUUCAUAAUUCAUUGGAAAGGCAAACAGAGUUAAACAGUUGUGAGAAUGGAUCUUUACAUAUGGAAAUAAAUGAUGAUGAAGAAAUCCUAAUGAAAAACAAGAGCUCCUUAUGUUUGAAACCUGCAGAGACAGAUCGCAGCAUAUCAAGUGAAGAAAAUACAGAUGAUAAUGUAACAGUCCAAUGUGAAAUGAUAAAGGAAGAUGGAGAGGAAAAUCUGGGAAAUCAUGACAGCCACUUGGCACAGUCUGAAUCCCACUCCUCAAGCAGCUCUCCAGAAGCCCACUGGGAAGAAGGCCAAGAAGUCAUCCCAACUUUCUUUAGUACCAUGAACACCAGCUUUAGUGACAUUGAACUUCUGGAAGACAGUGGCAUUCCCACAGAAGCAUUCUUAGCAUCAUGUUAUGCUGUGGUUCCAGUAUUAGACAAACUUGGCCCUACAGUGUUUGCUCCUGUUAAAAUGGAUCUAGUUGGAAAUAUUAAGAAAGUAAAUCAGAAGUAUAUAACCAACAAAGAAGAGUUUACCACACUCCAGAAGAUAGUGCUGCACGAAGUGGAGGCCGAUGUAGCCCAGGUUAGGAACUCAGCUACAGAAGCCCUCCUGUGGCUGAAGAGAGGUCUCAAAUUUUUGAAGGGAUUUUUGACAGAAGUGAAAAAUGGAGAAAAGGACAUCCAGACAGCCCUGAGUUAGGUAACUGAAAUUCUGAAAGAUCAAAAGACACGCUAAGGCCACAAAGGAUCUGAAGCAGGGUCAUUUUGGGAUCCUCAGCUGUAAGGUCCUCAUUUCUCCCACAGGAGGUCUUCUCCACCAUCCCUGAGCUACCUGCAUUUUGGGGUUUCUCAUACAUCUUUGAAUUUCCAGGACUGUCUCAGUUAUAUCCUCCCCUAAGCGUCCUGAUUUCAGUAUUAAAAAUAUAUUCACCAUGACUAUUAGGACUCCCUAACCAGUCUCUAUCAAACUUGAUGACUUUGUGGAGUGAUUAAGAUCAUGGGCUUUCUGGAUACGUGCCCUUAGGCAAUUUACUUAACCUUUGUGUGCCUCAGUUUCCUCAUCUGUAAAAUGGGAAUGAUGACUUGAUUUCCCUAAUAAGAUUGUUGUAAAGAUUAAAUAGGUUUAUGCAUGUGAAAAGAUUAGAAAUUUGGUACAUAAUAAGCACUUAAUAGAGGUUAGCUUCUAUUGUUGUUUAUAUUCUCAUCAUCAUGACAUAUACAAAGUUGAUAACCUACCAGAAAAUGGGACUUAUUUGUCCCAAAUCACAAAUGGAAAGUUACCAAGCUCAGCUGCCAAGCCUGAAAUUUCUCUCCAGGCUGACUUCUUAGUAUGGAAGCUUCACACUGGUAGGAAGACUCCACCACCUGCAGGAAAUGCAGAAGAUAUGGGAUUCAGCACUGUGUGCGUGGUGGACUCCACAUGUCACAGGAUGCUACUGCUUUCUGAUGGCUGGCUGUGUGAGGGCAAGUGGGGAAUGCUAAUCUCAUUACCCCUCUGCUGGAGCUGGGAUAGAGGAGAACCCAGCUGCUUACCGGACACAGCAAGUGAAAAGAAAAGCUUUGCCCCUUGGAGGUGGAGAGGCAGUUGAGGAUAUACCCUUUCUGCCCUGCCCCCAUCCCUAAUUCUGCUCCCUUUCCUCCCCUAUCUUUUACUUGAUUUGAAAGCUGGGCCUAGAGAUGUUGACUUUAUGAAGAGAGAGGAGACUUGAAGGGCAAAUGCUGCUUCAAAACUGGAAUAGUCACAGCCAAUCUCAGCUUUUCCUUCCUUUUCUUCCCCACUUGACUGUUUUCAGUGGAAAGGAAAAGGGACCAUAAAUUUGAGAUUUUCAUCCUUGAUGCUCAGGAUUAUUUCAGAGGUCUUCAUGAUUUAAAUCGUCUUUGCUUACCGGGAUCCCUAGUUUCCUGCUGCUGUGCAAUGUGGAGAGAUAAAGCUCCCCUAACCAGCCCCCUUCCCUCUAAACACGGACACAACAAGUUCUGUGCAAGCAAAUAAGAGAGAUUUAUGAGAAAUGUUUACACAUUAACUAUGCAGAACCCACAGGCUGCUUGUUGCCUAUUUCUUGUGGAUUGCUGGCUUUUUUCUCAUUUUGAAAUCACAGGCUUUAUAAGCAGAACUGAUAUUUUGUCUAAAAUGAGAUAGUUUAGGUAUGUAAGUGAAAGAGUGGGUAUGUGCAAUUUAUAUGCCACAUAUAGGCAAAUUAGCUUGCAUUUUUUAUUCUGAAAUUGAAUUUGAGUUAUUGUAAUAACAGCUACCAUUUAUAGAGCACCCAGUGUUGGCAUAACACUAGGUUCUCCGUAAACAUUUUAUUUAAUCUUCUGAGUACUCCCCUUUUACAGCAAGUAAACUGAGGUUUAGAGAGGAUAAGUACUUUCCCGAGGGUCUCAGAUCUAGAUCAGUGGUUCUCAAAGUGGUCCAAGGACAGCAACAUCUUCAUCACCUGGAGACUUAUUAGAAAUGCAGACUACUGGGUCCCACCUGACACCUGCUGACUCAGAAACUCCCGAGGUGGGGCCCAGCAAAUGCGUGUGUUCACAAGUCAUGCAAGUGAUUCUAAUUCAUGCUCAAGUGUGAGACCCGUUCAUCUAGAGCUGCGAUGUUGAAGCUCACCUGUCACUAGGCUACAUUUGGUUAUUUGGGAAUUUUGACUGCAUCUAAGUGAUUAUUAAAUAAGCAGGAAUAAAAGUACUGAAAUUAGUUACCCAUAGCAUCAGUUAAUUUUGCCUCCUUUUCAUGAUAAUUGGCUGGUUACCCAAUGGCUGAAAACUUUUCUUAACCUAGGAAGAGCAAGACAAUUAGUAGGGAUAAAAUAAGGGUAAACCUUGGAUGACACUCCCAAAUUUGAAAACACUGCUUAAGAAAGGUUUUGAGGUAACUGCUCAUAAUUUUGGAUAGUCUUAGUGGCUUUGAAAAUGGGAGAUGAUAUGUAACAGUCCUAAAUGACACAACGGAAGCCUUGACAUCUAUUAACUCUCUGGAAAAUGCAUGUAUAGUCAUUGUAUUGCUGCAGUUCUGUGACCUAGAAUGAGUUUUCAGCAAUCAGAAGGAGGCCUUGGGCUUUAUACUGCCCCCUUUUGCAUUUGAGCCAUCACCUGAAUUCCCCAUAAUGAUGAUCAGAGUGGAAUAUUUUGGGUGGUCUCAUGCCAAGAGCUGCUCUGAACUCUAGUGUCCUCUGACAUUCUCUAGAGAUCACUCUAAGGAAAGAGUUGGGUACACAAGGCAAAUGUGUUUAAUGGCCCACCCUGUAGCUGAGCCCCUCCCUUCACAGAUGCCACAUCAAGAAGAGGCUUUGGAAAGCAUCUUUGUAAGUGAAAUGAAGAGAAGUUGCUCUGCCAUUUCAUGCACCAUUGUACUAAAUAUUAUGUGUUCUGCACUAUUCCCUCAGUGGGAUAGCAUAUUGCCACAUCCCUCACCUCGGAAUGAUUCCGUAAAUGUCAGGUAAACAUUAACCUAACCAAGGUCUGUAGCACAGAAUAGGAGAAAAAAAAAAGGUAGAGGAGGCUCACUUAUGCAUUUAAUAUGAAAGGCUUUCACAAACAAGGAGAGCUAUAUGAGAGAGAUGAAGUUAGAACUCAUAAUCAGAUAUUUGACAUCAAAUCAUAACUUGACUAAUUAUUCUGAAAGGACCAGGGAAUGUGAAUCAAGUCAUGCCCUUUCCAGAACUAUUAACAGCAUGUGCUUCUAAUGGCAGAAUUGGCUUACAGUACAAGUUUUCUUCUCGAUGGUGCCUGAAGGUAACAAAGGAUAUCUCUGGGUACUUGUUCCAUCUCUGUCAACUGGUUAUUGAGUUGGCUUUUCUCCAUACAAUUCAUUUUGCCCAAAGCUUAGUCACUGUAAAGAACUUGGGGGUACUUUCCUCGUAGUAGGUUUUUUUAAAUUAUAUCAAAUAUUUAUCAUUUGACCAAAUAUGUAAAUACAGUACCAUCUACUACCUCAUAACCCCAUUACUUCCAGAGAAGAUCUUCAUCCAGAAUUUGUAGUUUAUCGUUAUAUAAUGAAUGUUUUUAUACUUUUACUAUAUAUUUAUGUGUCCACAAACAGUAUCUAGUAAUGUAUUGCAUGUUUUAAACUCAUGUACAUGGUGUCACAUUAUACACAUUCUUCCUUUUUCACUCAGUAUUUUCAGAUUUAUUCACUGCUUAUUCACUUUCAAACCUUUCUUUGUUCGUGAUUCUUGCCUAAGGCCUUCCUAGUUUAGCUCAUUUGCAGAACUGAGAUGAUUGUCACUUCCUGAGCUCAGUGAAUGAUUGAUUUCACCUUUUCUGGCUUUGCUUGUCUACUUCUCAGGCUGUCUCCUAAGACUUAGAUUUGCAUUUCUCCUUUGCCCUCUCUACAACCCAAAGUAACUUUGCAAAUUCUCACUAAUUAUAGAUUUACAAUAGAGAAACACUCUCAUAUAUUCUGUUCCUGGACAGAAUAGCUAUCCACCAACAGUAAUGGAAAGGUAGUUCUUGUUCAGAUGCUAUGAUAGGUUGAGGCAUAAUCUCUAAAUACCUCAUAGAAAGUUUUUGACUAACCAUUAAAGAAGUCACAUCUGCAUCUUUAUGAAUAGAAUAAGGUUCCAAUUUUUUCAAGAUGUGGCUGGGAAAAGGCACGUUUUUCAUUUUCAUUAUUUUGUUUUAUCACAAAGAAUAAACAUUAGUUUUGUCAAAAUGGUUUAAUGUGACAAGAAUGCCCCAAGUUCUCAUUGCUUUUAGCUUUGUGACCUUGGGCAGGUAACUCUCUCUCUGGGUCUUCUAUUUUUUCAUCUGUAAGAGGAAGAGAAUUGGGCAAGGUGAUUGUCAACACUUCCUACUUAGAAAUUUUGACUCAGUUUCUAAGGAACUGACAGAUUUCAGAGAACUGGGAGAAAGGAAUCAUUUAUGUCUUUCAGAGGCCAAAAAUACUUCCAGAUUAUAGAACAUGCAUUAUGAUAAUGGAUGGGUAUUAUAGUGAAGAUUAAUGUAUUUCAUUAUCUAAUCUUCUCUGGGUAACCAAAAUAGGUCAAUGCUUAGACUUCAUCCUAAUUUAAUGCAGCCUCACAUGGCAGGGAUAUUUGCAGCCCUAGAAGUCAGCUAAAGACUUGGGGCAAGUCCUUUUCAUUUAUGAGUUUUAUUUUAUUUGUUGGUUUUCAAUUGUGGAGGUGGUCUUCCUAGGCCUGAGUCAGGACCUAGCCUAAAUUCUCUGCCUCCCUCUUCUCCCAUUAGACUUACUGGCCCACAUUUUGCCCAGUGGGACUCUUCUCUGGCAAGAUGCAGGCACAGCAAGGAACAACUGCCUUCUCUAGAAGGGCUGGGGGGAGACACAGAUCGUGUUGCUGUACAAACACCCUCCCUUCCUUAGACCAGCCUGCCCCUCUUACUUGGACUCACAGCAUCCUUGUUUUCUUGCUGUCCCAUAGAAGGGAGCAUGGAGAAGGGUUUCUGGGCUUUUUUGAGUGGUUGACUUCACAGGCAAAGUGUAGGAAAGGUAUAAGGCCCCUGAGGUUGGAGUAGCACUGGAUCCAGAGCCCUUAUAAACAGGCAGUUUGUCUGCCAGGUGAACUCUGGAGCCGAAGGCUCAGGGACCAGGACAGCGGUCAGCUGCAUUUGCUGCAUACCGUAAAGAAAUACUGAUCUCCUUUUACUUCCCUACCACAAUUCCAAAUCAGAAUGAUGGUGACUGUUAGUAGAAGAAAAUAAUACUGUCUGUAUAGGAAAAAAGACUUAAGAGAAUAUACCUCCAGAAUGCCCUCUGUGGUUACCUCUGGGAGGCAUGAUUAUAGGUUUCUUUAGUUCUUCCCUUUUUGCAUUUUCCUGAACAUUAUUUGUGAAAUCAGAAAAAAAGCAGUAAGUGUUAUUUUAAACUACCACUGUGCCUCAGGUGGGAAGUUUAGAAUCCUUGACACGGCAUAAAAAAAGUCCUCACAGUUUGGCCCCAUCCCCAGUGAUCUGCAGCCCUACUGGACUGUUCCCCCUUCAUGCCACCAUCUCUCACAACUCCAUGUAGCUUUCUCUGUCUGCAGCCCCAGGUACCACCCUACUCUCUGCCCUACCCAGCCUUUGAGACUCCUUUGGAGAAUUCUUUCUGUGCACUUGCUCCCAGGCUGGAUUCAUCUCUCUUUUCCUGUAGCACUGGAUAGAGAUCUCUGUUAUAGCAGUCGGCAAUUUGCAUAACGAUGAUUUGUUAAAGGCUGGCUCUCUUAAAAACCCAUGAACUUCCUGAGGGCAAGGGACUGAGUUUAAAGCACCCAGUGAUCCCUGCUGCCUUGCACUUAGUAAGGGGCAGUGGUAGACUCGCACUAAGUUCUUGCUGAAUGGAGCAGCUGUUCCCAUCACAGAUGUCUACGAGCAGAUUGUAAUGGCACUAAAUUUCAUCUACUGAUUUUUAAUAGCAUUUAAUACCUUACAUGGAUUAGGAUCACAAGAAAGAAAGUGUUCCCACUAUACCUCUGUGACUCACCUCAGGAUGUUUUCCAUGGACUGUACACCUUCUUACCAGCCCAGAUGGCUCCUUAGACGGUCAGAAAUUUGACUGUCUUACUGAUUUACUGCGGAGGCUGUGCCUAGUAUUUCCUGCCCGUCUGCACCUGUAUGCUAGCAACCCUUUCUUCACUAAGGUCUUAGAUACCAUCUAAAAUGUCCCUGAUAACAUCUGUCCCCUUAGAGAAUCAGAUAGGUUUUAAGUGUGGCUUACAUUGAAGACUUGUAUCUUUGACACUGUCUUAGCCUACAGACUGUUCUCCUAAGAAAAAGAUUGAAUUUAAUCUUGAGUUCUCCUUUAGGCUAUUUCUAAGAGUCCUUUGUGCCCUUGAAUUUAUUGAUUUUUA